CGUGUGAGGCGGGUACAUUUGGACCAGCCUGCAAACUCAGGUGUUCUGAACAAUGCGCCAACACUUGCAAUAACUCCAUAGGGACAUGUGUUUGUAAGGAUCGAUUUCAGGGAAGUCUCUGCACAGAAUGCGUACACGGAUUGUUUGGAGACAAAUGCGCACUGAAAUGCUCCCCCUGGUGUUUAGACAAUCAUUGUGACAUGUGGACUGGGGAAUGUAUCGCAUGUAUCCACGGACGUAUGGGGCUCUUUUGUGCAGAAUGCCUGGAAGGAUACUACGGAGUCAGGUGUAACAUCACGUGUCCCGACAAGUGUAAAAUAGGAGGCUGCAACAUUGAGACUGGACUGUGUCAUUCUUGUGUGGAGGGUUAUUACGGCGCUUCUUGCACGAUAGCCGAGAGAGCCCAGCAAAUGCAUCCAGCCUUUCUCUUGACACUGGCCUUCCCCUGUCUUCUGAUGAUCGUCUGGUGGAUGGUGGGUCAGGGCAGACGAGACACCAUAAUGAUGGAGAGCGAGUAG
Messenger RNA from Candidula unifasciata, 518 nucleotides. The record is from the annotation of a GenBank genome assembly. NCBI's taxonomy places the organism in Eukaryota, Metazoa, Mollusca, Gastropoda, Stylommatophora, Geomitridae.